AUGCGCAUGUGGCGGGACUGGGGCCAACCAAUCUUGGAACAGAACAAGAUGAAACCUGGCACUGUUAAGGCUUAUUUGUCCUCAGCGGGAAAAUUCUUGAAGUUCAUUAUCAAUAAAGUAGCAGACGAGACGAGAGAUUUUCCGAGCAUUGACGAGCGGUCUUUGCGAUUGGCCAAUAAUGUUCUUAAUCGCCUUCCUGACAGGAGAACAGCAAUUUCCAGAAAGUUCAGUCACAAGAAAUGGGAGAAAGUGCUAGAAGUAUCCAGAAGGUUGCCACCAGCAUCUACUAUUAAUGACUUGAUGUCAACCGAUCCAGCCAAAGAGGCCAUAACAAUUCUGAACAAGAGCAGCACUGGGCACCUCGUUAGUUCUCGGGAAUUUAUAAGCGUGCGCGAUUUUCUCAUU
Molecule: messenger RNA, 405 nt
Organism: Pocillopora meandrina
Lineage: Eukaryota; Metazoa; Cnidaria; Anthozoa; Scleractinia; Pocilloporidae
Source: the annotation of a GenBank genome assembly